This is a messenger RNA of Sphenostylis stenocarpa, 516 nucleotides long. Lineage: Eukaryota; Viridiplantae; Streptophyta; Magnoliopsida; Fabales; Fabaceae. The record is from the annotation of a GenBank genome assembly.
AUGAGAGAUGUCACCUUGGAAUGCUUAAAGGAUACGAAUAAUGAUAAGCGUAAGCGCGUUGUCGGCGUUUUGCUCGGUUCCACUUUCAAAGGCACCGUCGACGUUACCAACAACUACGCCGGUUUGGAUCUGUCUUUCUCUUUUUUCCAUUACCGCAUCCUUUACUCUAUCGUUAUUGGAGUUGUUGCGAGGAUUUAUGCCCUAAUUUUAUCGCGCUAUGUUCCAAAUCCUGCUCUGGUUAUUAUUGACGUUGAACCCAAGGAAUUGGGAAUCCCAACAAAAGCAUAUUAUGCCGUGGAAGAAGUCAAAGAGAAUGCUGCCCAAAAAAGUCAAAAGGUUUUUGUUCAUGUGCCAUCAGAGAUUGCAGCUCAUGAAGUUGAAGAAAUAGGAGUGGAACAUUUGCUUAGAGAUGUGAAGGAUACAACCAUUAGCACCCUUGCAACAGAGGUUUUGGAUGCAAGACUUAAAGAGAUAAGGAGUUACCUUGACCUUGUUAUUGAUGGAAAGCUUCCAUAA